CGUGCUUACACGUGGCCAUAUCGUACUUCCUUCCUCUUUAGGUCAUCCGGAUUUUCAACCGAGCGUGAAACACAAGGAAAGCAGCCAAUCAAGGACAAAACACCUCUAUUUUCUCCCGCACAGUAUGCCUCCAAAUUGCCGUCCAUGGACGGCCAAGAUUCUCACAUAUUCGCCUACUAACCCUCCUCCUUUGCUUUCUCAUUCUCCGUCUUCUUCCUCCUUUUGCUCUCUCUUCUGCUCUGCUCUGCUCUCCUCUCCUCUGCUCUGCUCUGCAACCCGUUACUCUCAGAAAACAACAGACUGGUCUCGACACACAGGCCAAUGGGCUGUGUUCAGGCCAAGCCUCUCACGAACUCCACUCCUGGGGGGCUAGAGAAGCUCAAACUGGAUAAUGGGUACGUCGCAAAUGGUCCCCUUAAAGGUCACAGACGAUCAACUGGCCAGUUCCAUAGGGACCCCCUUAAGCGGCAGCAGCAGAGGGGUGAGGCCAGAAUUUCAAAUGUCGAGCCUGGCAGUGACGGAAGCAGCAAUGAAAAUGCGGCAGCAGCGGUGGUGGAUGAGUGGGGGGUGUUGAAUGGUGGUAGUGAGGGAGAGAAAGAUGAUGGGAGUCACAAAGUUUCUCAUAAAGUUUUUGUGGAUGAUGGGGAGAUAGUGGAUGGAUGGCCCAAGUGGCUCACUGAUAAUAUUUCGAGAGAGAUUUUGACUGGCUUGGUUCCCAAGAGUGCUGACUCUUACGACAAGCUUGAUAAGGUUGGCGAAGGAACCUACAGUAAUGUGUAUAAGGCUCGAGACAGGGACUCUGGAAAAAUUGUUGCCUUGAAGAAGGUCCGGUUUGAUACAUCAGAACCCGAGAGUGUUAAAUUUAUGGCACGAGAGAUCAUGUUUUUACGGAAAUUGGAUCAUCCCAAUGUGGUCAAGCUUGAAGGAUUGGCUACGUCAAGAAUGCAGUACAGCAUUUAUCUUGUUUUUGGUUUCAUGGUGUCAGAUUUGACAAGAAUUAUUUCCAGCCCUGAAGGGCUUACUGAACCACAGGUCAAGUGCUAUAUGCAUCAACUACUUUCAGGUCUGCAGCAUUGUCACGAGAGGGGAAUUAUACAUCGAGACAUCAAAGGAUCAAACCUAUUGAUAGAUAAAAGUGGAAUGCUAAAAAUUGCAGAUUUUGGGCUUGCAAACUAUUAUGUUCAAAGCCCUAAGCGCCCACUCACAAACCGAGUUGUGACACUUUGGUACAGAGCUCCUGAGCUACUGUUAGGUUCUACAGAUUAUGGAGUCGGCAUUGAUCUUUGGAGUGCUGGUUGUGUCUUGGCUGAAAUGUUUACAGGGAGACCACUUCUGCCUGGUAGAACAGAGGUUGAGCAACUUCAUAGGAUUUUCAGGCUUUGUGGCACUCCGUCAGAGGAAUACUGGAAAAGAUUGAAGCUGUCUACAACUUUUAGACCUCCACGUUCAUACAAGCCCAGUCUUCAAGAAGCUUUCAAGGGUUUCCCUAUUUCUUCUUUGGGUCUGUUGAGCACUCUUCUUGCUUUAGAUCCUGUUUAUCGUGGCUCUGCAUCUUCGGCUCUCAGAAACGAAUUCUUUUUCAGAAGCCCCUUAGCAUGUGAACUUUCCGAUCUACCUAUAAUCUACAAUGAGGAUGAAGAACUGAAAUUAGCCAAUGAGCAGAAAAAGUCUAGGAAUUCUAAAGUAAGACGGUCUCGAACACGUGAGCGCCGGAGACAAGAUGUAUCUGCUGAGAAAGUAAAAGAAACUUGUGCAUCUUCCAACCAGGGUUUGCAGGAGCAGGAGAAAACUGUUUAUUCAAAUUUUGAAAGUGAGCCAGGUAGCACUACCAGUAGCAACUCCUCCAGUGCAAACCAGGCAGGCCGGAAGGAAAGCCCGAUCUUCUCCCUCUCACCAGUUGAAGGCCUUUCGGGUGCUUCUAAGUACGUCAAGAACCUACCCCCAUUACCCAAAUCUAAAGCGCGUGCCACCAGCAAAGACAAUCAGAUUAACAGGUCUGCAUCCACUAGAGAGUUCAGAAGGUUCAAUCCAAGGGAGCUAGAAGAUUAUGCUCUUGAUGAUUAGGCCCCAUUGGAUGAGCAUGUAGAGCUGCUCCGUGUCUUUUUCUUGUAGUCCUUUUCCCUCUAUUGAGUAUUGACCAACAUGAAUAAUCAUGAAUUUUUGGUUUCGUGUAUAAUGCAAUGAUUUUUUGAUUA
Pyrus x bretschneideri (Chinese white pear) is the source of this 2195-nucleotide messenger RNA. RefSeq names its product probable serine/threonine-protein kinase At1g54610. Gene Ontology annotation, molecular function: RNA polymerase II CTD heptapeptide repeat kinase activity; cyclin-dependent protein serine/threonine kinase activity; ATP binding. Lineage: Eukaryota; Viridiplantae; Streptophyta; Magnoliopsida; Rosales; Rosaceae. The transcript is spliced from 7 exons. Gene Ontology annotation, biological process: protein phosphorylation; positive regulation of transcription elongation by RNA polymerase II. Bases 322 to 2064 code for a protein of 580 amino acids. The record is from RefSeq and is a predicted model, not a curated record. Gene Ontology annotation, cellular component: cyclin-dependent protein kinase holoenzyme complex; nucleus.